Punctularia strigosozonata HHB-11173 SS5 is the source of this 3537-nucleotide messenger RNA. RefSeq lists its product as uncharacterized. The record is from RefSeq and is a predicted model, not a curated record. Lineage: Eukaryota; Fungi; Basidiomycota; Agaricomycetes; Corticiales; Punctulariaceae. The coding region runs from base 71 to 3475 and encodes 1134 amino acids. The transcript is spliced from 8 exons.
GAGCGCUCGAUCAUCGACUUCUACAGACGACGACAACGACGGCUGAUACCCGCCCAACAUCGUGGACGAUAUGUCCAGCAAAUCUCUCAAGAAAACGGACAAGAAGGCGAACAAAAGCAUCACCGAUUUCUUCACAAGGAGCAGCGUCGCGCCGUCUUCAUCCCCUGUACGAGGUGACAGUCUCUCUGCGCGGGGCAGUGGCGCGCCUUCGUCUUCGUUUUUGCGAUCUUCCGCGUCGAAGGGCAAGGCAAAAGCUGAUCCAAUUCCGUCAACGCCGACAAAAACGCGAAGACGAUCUCCGAGGAAGAAGAACCAGACCAACACCGACGGCCCGAAGCCAGACCAGGAAAUUAUCUCUGUUUCCUCUGGGACGCGAUCCCACAUCUCCAUCAGCAGUGGAACGCAGUCACACGUCACUAUCAGCAGCAGCUCGAGUCACAAUCCAACACGACCUGUCGAGGUCAAGGACGAGGACAAGCCGCGCUCAAAUAUAUGGCCAUCAUCGUCGCUUACCUCCAUGAGUUCAUCGCCAUUCAAAUCGCCUGGUACCCCGCGGCGCUUUGCAUUCGCAGAGUUCACGCGAACCAGUUCCCCCUCGCCCAGGCGGAGCGAGCGGAUCCGCGAACUCUCCCUUACCCCAUCUCGGUCCAAACCGGCCACAGCGUCAUGCCUGCGCACUCCCUCCACUUCGAAUAUACUAGCGACGCCCCGUCGUGGCGUACUGAAGCCACUUUCCCCGAUCAAGCGCAAGAAGAUCUUCGAGAGCGAGAGCGAUUCGGAGAGGGAGGACAAGCCAAAGGAGAUCGUGCGCAUUCGAUCGACGGUCUCUCGUGGCUCAAUCCCUCGAAUCGGAAUCAACACGCCCCCGAUCGCGUCGACGCCGAAGGAAAACGUGUCGAUGAACUCAAGUCGGACGUCCUCCAGCAAAAAGCGUCGCCUCAAUCCGCCGCCUGCUCCAUCGUCGUGUCAUCUGCGCCCUCCGGUCCCGGAUCGCGAUGAGCUGCGCGUCCCGAGCAGUCAAUCUGAUGAGCAAGAGCUUGUAUUUCCGCGAUUCCUACUCAAAGAUCCGGAGGAGGUGAAGCAAAGCGUCGAGCAGUGGAGACUGGAGUCCUCUCAGCCGGAACCCUCGGACGUCGUCCUUCCUUGGCCUGAGCCGGCCGUAGAUGUGGACGCGGAUAUGGACACGGCCAUGGAUCCACCCUUCCUCCCCUUCGACAAUUCAUCAGUUGGCGCCUCGUCAGCUGAGGUCGGCGCUUAUCUGGCCAGGCCUGCGUCACCAGGCGUCUCUUUUGACGCCAUAGACGACUUCGCGCGUGCGACAACGCCCGUCUCGGAGUCCUCUGCUCCAAUCCCGAUGCCUGCAACUCCGGUACAGAUGGACGACGUCACGAAAGCGGCGGAUAUCAUCGCGGGGAUCAAAGCGAAUGCGAUCAAGACGUUCGCGCUCAGUGACUCGAGUGGAAGUCCGCUAGCGAGUUCCUUCGCAUCACCGGCAGGCAGCGAAGCUUCUGUGGAAGUCGACCUGUUCGCUGAGCUCCGAAAUAAACGCAUGUUGCCGCCGAAGGAGGAGGUUACUUCUACUUCCGCCAGCACCGCGCCGCGCUACAAUCUCCGUAAUCGUUCUGCGAAUGGCACUCCUUCCACCGACCCAACCUCUGUCCAUUCUUCGCCGGUUCAGGACGAAGUCACGGCGGAAGUUCCUGCGCGUCGCACUCGUGCCUCUAUCCGGUUGUCCAGAGACGCACUCCCUCAGCCUCCUGUACCCGCCCGCGAUGCGCUCGCUAAGACACGAGCGAAACCGCGUGUUUCCAAUCCGCUGGAUGCGCUGAUCAGGGAGAAGAAGGCCGCCGAUUCCAAGGGCAAAGGGCAGGAUGCCCGUCUCCGAGCCGCCAUCUUUGCGGACGACGGUGAGGGAAGUGAAGGUCAAGAGGGAGAGGGGGGACCGAGCGAUCACAACGCAGCACUAGAAGCGGCGAAGAAGUGGUCCACGAUGCAGUGGGACGAUGAUGACGUGUCGCCCCCAGCGAAGACGCGCGGCGCGGAGCGCAAUCAUGUGCGAGACGAGGACGAGGGCGAAGAUGAGCAACAUGCGUCGGGGUCACGUAAGGUCGAUAUCAUCCAGAAAAUGCUCUCGGAAGAUCAGCAAGAGACCUUGCGGCAGCAGCAAGAACCCAACGAUUCAGACGACGCAUUGACGUCCAUUUGGCAAGAUGAAUUCCUCGUAGACCCUAAUUCUACCCAGCACGGACUUCCUCGUCUGUCCGGCUGCGAUGAUUGCACGUCACCGCUUCUCCGAUCGCUUUCGCAGGCUACAGUAGAUGGAGAGACAGCGAAGGUAGAAGCUCUCCUCAGAUCGGGGCUUGUCGUUUCUGCUGUGGAUGGCCCGGGUCCCGCUAGAUGCGUCUUCCAAUGGCUGCUCAGGCUCGCCUUAUAUUCCCCUCGGCACCCUCUCAGUGAUCUCGCUUUCGACAACUUGAAAGCUCUUGCUACUGUUCGGGAUCAGCUGUGUUUCAGGUCCCAGGAUCUGCUUACAUUGGCGGUACAUCUGGGCUUGAAAAAAUCUGUAAUGGAAGAGAUGGGUUGGGAGUGUGCUCCGUGUCAUGAGAUCGGUGCACAAGUGAAAGACGUGACCACCCGGACGGAGGCUUUACGUCGGCUGACGUCCAUUGUCUCAAUAUAUGCAAAAAAUGGAUGCAUCGAAGCAGGGGACGUUCCCAACAUGGUAUCCAUGCUCGCAUCAAUUGCAUUAGAUUGCCACUCGACAGCUCACCUUCGCCUUCAACUAACUGACUGUAUCGAGCAAGUCUGCGCGUGCUUGCCUUUACAGCCAGAAGCGCGAUCACUGCUGAUUAUCCACGCCGCAAGGAUGCUUACGCAGCUCGCCAACAAAUUCAAACUGUCUCCUAGGCGCAAAGUCGAAUUGCUCUCCGUCUUGCCGAUUACGACUGCCGGUGGCGGCAGAAUCGCAAGGUGGACGGCGCAUGCUUUCCUGCUUGGUUCUCUGCCUGAGCCGAUGGAGGCUCGUCUGCCAGAACUGAUGCCUUUGGUCGAGUUACUCAUCCCGUCGUUUGGCACGGACAGUGUUUUCAAGCUGGACCAGCAGACCAAUUACGAGACUCUCAACUGCUUCGUCAAUAUUCUAUCUGUUGCUUUGACCGGACUUGAGGAAUACAUGGAUCAAGAAAGGCAGAUAAUUGCUCAUGGGGAGUCUGCGCCUUCUGGCGGCGCCAACAACACAUCGAUCCCUACUCCUCUACAAUCCGUCAGAGACGCGUUGAUGAAGGUGCAUUCCAAGAUAGCGGAUACUAGGGCCGCGCACCUCGAUCGAUCUCGGGUUAAAUCAGCGCUUCAACGGUUGGCAAUGCGCGUGUACUUCCAGAGAGAUUGGGCGUUGCAGUCCGGUCCUGGCUCGCGCAAAGGGAAGACCUUGAAAGAUUUCUUGAGUACAGCCGCCGGGCCUCAAGCCGACACAUGAAUGAUCGCCGUGCUUCUGACGCAGAUAACUUAUUGAAACGGCAUAAUAGAUGGGAAUAUCAU